AUGUACAUAGUAAGGACAGCUCGGAGUCCACCGAUUGAGCUGUCCCGCCUUGCCAGGGAUCCUAAUCAGCGUUGCAUCCAGUCCGCACAGCUCUGCGUACAUAUUGGCUGCAUCACAGCGCUAAAAGAAAAACCACCCCACGGCCUGGCGAUCAGCAGAGAACAACAGGGCAACAUGUGCAGAGUUGUGUGGAUGGAGAAGGCUGUGAUUAGUUUAUGGAGGGCGGAGAGCAACUGGCUGGUCCCGUCAUCCGGGACAGUUAGUUCGAGGCCUGCAUGCUGUCAUCAUCUGCAAGAGAUGCUGCUGCAGAAUCAACAAGAGCCAGAGGGGAAGAAAUGGGCAAGACGGCUACUAUCAACCCAAUGGACUCGCUGGGAAAUAGCCUGUGAUGGCUAUACAGCGGCAAGAUUCGCUGAUCUUGAGCCUUUCUUUUUCUCUUGGGAAGCCAUAUUUUCCAGUCUGUUCUUCCUGGGGAUCUGGUCUGAGCAACGCUAA
Microsporum canis CBS 113480 is the source of this 495-nucleotide messenger RNA. RefSeq lists its product as uncharacterized. Bases 1 to 495 code for a protein of 164 amino acids. Lineage: Eukaryota; Fungi; Ascomycota; Eurotiomycetes; Onygenales; Arthrodermataceae. The transcript has 2 exons. The record is from RefSeq and is a predicted model, not a curated record.